Messenger RNA from Cryptomeria japonica (Japanese cedar), 1705 nucleotides. RefSeq names its product acyl-CoA-binding domain-containing protein 3. The record is from RefSeq and is a predicted model, not a curated record. Bases 84 to 1229 code for a protein of 381 amino acids. The transcript is spliced from 7 exons. Gene Ontology annotation, molecular function: fatty-acyl-CoA binding. Gene Ontology annotation, biological process: fatty acid metabolic process. NCBI's taxonomy places the organism in Eukaryota, Viridiplantae, Streptophyta, Pinopsida, Cupressales, Cupressaceae.
UUAAAUCGCGCUAACGAAGUCAUAGAAGAAAGCUGUGCAAAAUUUGUAGUUGCAGGCCCUUUGAAUUUGAUCAGUUCAUUACAAUGGAAAUAUGGCAGGAGCUUCUCAAUUCUAUUCUAUUUGCUCUCCUCUCUGCUUUUUUGGUUGCCAAGCUAAUUGCGCUCGUUGUUUCGUUGAAGUACCAGGGAUCGAAUCCCACUAUAGUCUCCUACGAAAAUGAAAGCUAUUUUUCAGAAUUUCCCUGGGAUCGAGUCCCCGUGUACGAGAAUAUAGAUGCAGAGCACGAGCUUAGCCCGGAGAAAGAAAAAGUCCGGCAAAUCCACAUAGAAGAUUCUGUUUUAGGAGGCAUGCCUCCAGGGUUUUCGCUGCAAAGUAAUGAAUUCUGCGAUCGGGAUGAGAAAUGUGAAGAUAAUUAUUUAGAGGCUGAAGACGAGGUUAUAUUAGGAGAAAAGCCGAGGGAAGUGGUUUCUCUAAUGGAAAAUGUUGAAUUCUACUUUUCGGACGAGAUAUCCAAGAAGAAAGUAGAGGACGUUUCAUCGCACGCGGGACUCUUAGUGAAAGAGGAGGUGGAAGAAGAAUAUUUUGCAAGGGAUAUCCAAACAGAAGAGAAGAAAGAGUUUAGAAUAAAUGACUCGAGUUUCUUAAGCGAUGAGGAUGAGUGGGAGAAAGUGGAGAAUUCAGAGUUUGAUGAAAUCUUUGGUGAAGCGGCGGUGUAUGUUUCAUCCAUGGCUGCCAACCUGUCUCAGAAGAUUCCAAACGAAGUCCAGAUCAGAUUGUAUGGACUGCACCAAAUUGUCACAGAGGGGCCAUGCAAUAUUUCCCAACCAUCACCUCUGAAAUUGGAUGCUCGGGCCAAAUGGCAUGUUUGGCAACAAUUGGGAAACAUGAAUCCGGAGGAGGCUAUGGAGCAAUACAUUGGCGUGGUCAACAAGGAAUUUCCUAAUUGGAAUGAAAACUUUCCUGAAAAGAAGAGAAAAAAGUCUGGCAGCUCUCAGCAAUCUGCAAACUCUGGAGGAGUGACAUCUGUUUUUAGCUCAUUUGUGCAUGAAGAAGGAUCAGAUGAUGAAGCGAAAUUGGAGGAGGAUCAUUCUAAUGCUAAUGAAGGGUACACUGCAGGUCUGCUUCAAUUGUUAGAUCAAGAAGUCCCAGUUGAUUCAAGGGACAUGGAGGGACAAACGGCACUUCGCUAUGCUACAGUGUGUGAGACAGAGGUAUCGCCAAGUAACUAGUUAAGCAUGGUGCAGAUCCAUAUUCCAAGAAUAAUGUGGUUGUUACACCAUAUUUUUAUAAUCUUUGUUCCACAAAUCCGUAUUGCUUAUUUCAAAAUGCUUAAUUGAUUUAAAAAUAUCAUAUAUAGCCUGAUUUAUAAGGUGUAGGUGGCAGACGAUAACAAGUAUGAACUCGAUGAAAUCUUUAUGUCCAGAUGUUUCCAUAACUUGGAAACAGUAUGAUGAUUUGACUUCUUGUCAAAUUGGUAUAGGUUUUUUCAAAAUGCAUAAUUGAUUUAUAAAUAUCAUAUGUUGCCUGAUUUAUAAGGUGAAUAGAUAUGGCAGAUGAUGAUAACUAUGAACUCGAUGAAAUCUUUGUGUCCAGAUGUUUCCAUAACUUGGCAACAAUAUUAUAAUUUGACUUCUUGUCAAAUACUAUAGCUUGCAAUUGAUGUUAUAAUCCAGAAUUUAAAUCUAAAAGGAAGAUUUAACGUGUC